Messenger RNA from Aspergillus heteromorphus CBS 117.55, 1820 nucleotides. RefSeq names its product putative cofactor for methionyl- and glutamyl-tRNA synthetases. The transcript has a single exon. Bases 289 to 1629 code for a protein of 446 amino acids. NCBI's taxonomy places the organism in Eukaryota, Fungi, Ascomycota, Eurotiomycetes, Eurotiales, Aspergillaceae. Gene Ontology annotation, cellular component: methionyl glutamyl tRNA synthetase complex. Gene Ontology annotation, molecular function: tRNA binding. The record is from RefSeq and is a predicted model, not a curated record.
CAAUUGUGUCCAUCCAGCCUGUAAUUGCUCUUCUCCUCUGGCCAAACCACUUAAUCUGACCACCCACGAUCCCUGUCCUGGGAUCUCCUCGCCAAGUUGACGCUCCUCGCCCAGCGCGGCGUGGCCGUCCUGCGGGUCGCCAGCAGAAGAACCCCGCGGUUCGCCCGGCCGUCGGUGACUGAACGCCUGCCACCGUCAGUCCAUCUCAAUCCUGCCCCUCCUCUUCUCUCCUCGCCCACCACCUCGUCUCUCCUCCUCCCUGUCGUCGUCGCCCGUCCAUUCGCAAAAAUGGCCAUCAACUCCGCCCCCGAGACCUCCCUCCUCGCCCUCCUCUACCGCUCCUACCCGACCGCCGUCUCCCCCGACGCCACGGAGCCCGACCUCCACACGGCCACACCCAAAAUCUUCCCGCAGACCAACUUUUCCGUCGCGGAAGAGGCCGACAUCCAGCAAUGGCUGGCCACGAUCUCGGGCCUGCAGACCGCCCUCGUCAAGGAUGACAAGCCUCUCGUCUCCACCAUCCUCUCCCAGAUCAACUCUCACCUGGCCGCGCGCACAACCCUGCUGGGUGCGAAGCCCUCCGUGGCUGAUAUUUCCGCCUACGCCCUCCUCGCCCCCAUCGUCGAGAAGUGGACCCCCGAAGAGCGCACCGGCGAACAGGGCUACCACCACAUCGUGCGUCAUGUCGACUUCGUCCAGAAUGCCCAGCUCUUCGGCCUGUGCAUCCCCGAGGAGGAGAAGAUCGCCAUCGACCUGAACGACGUGCGCUUCGUGCCCAAGCCCGUCGACCCCAAGGAGGAGAAGGAGCGCAAGAAGAAGGAGAAGGCCGCGGCCCAGAACGCCGACGCGGGCAAGCCCCUCGUCGUCGGACAGGGUAAGCCCGAGGCUGCCACCAAGGCCAAGGACGGCGAGGCCAAGGACGCCGCCGCGGCCGGUGCCAAGGGCGAGGGCAAGCCCAAGAAGGAGAAGAAGGAAAAGAAGGAGAAGCCGGCCAAGGCUGCCCCUGCCCCUGCCGCGCCCCCGUCCCCCUCCGUCAUCGACCUGCGUGUCGGCCACAUCCUCCGGGCCGUCAACCACCCCAACGCCGACUCCCUGUACGUCUCGACCAUCGACUGCGGCGAUGCCCCGGGCACCGAGAACACCUCUCUGGACGAGGCCACCGGCAAGACCGUGCGCACCGUGUGCUCUGGCCUGAACGGGCUCAUCCCCCUCCCGGAAAUGCAGGACCGCAAGAUCGUCGCCGUCUGCAACCUGAAGCCCGUCACCAUGCGUGGCAUCAAGUCCUGCGCCAUGGUUCUGGCCGCCUCUCCCCGUGUCGCGGAGGGCGAGGACUCGCACGCUGGACCCGUCGAGCUCGUCAUGCCCCCCGCCGAUGCCCCCGCCGGUGAGCGCAUCUGCUUCGACGGCUGGACCGAGGGCGAGCCCGAGAAGGUUCUCAACCCCAAGAAGAAGGUCUGGGAGACCUACCAGCCCGGCUUCACCACCACCGAUGACCUCGAGGUUGCCUUUGACAUGACUGCUGUCCCCGCUGUGCAGGGCCAGGAGGGCAAGCCCGCCCUGGGCAAGUUGAAGACCGCCUCCGGCGUCGUCUGUGUCGUUAAGACCCUUAAGGGCGCCGCUGUCCGGUAAAGAGGAGGGUUUCAUAGAUGAGGAAGUGGGUCAUGAAAAGGAGGAAAUAGUUUUUUUUUUUUUAAUAAAAAAAAUGAACAACGCACUCAAUGGGACAUGUCUGCUCUAUGGGAACGUAAAUAACUACCUGUGAUUGUGAUUGUCAUUGUGAUUGAUAGCGGUUAGAUGAGAAAUGAGGAUUUCUUUCCAUG